AUGUCAAAAAUCGAUAGCAAGAGCAACAAGCGCAAGGGCGCAUCUGAGCCCAGCGUAACUACCAAGAAGGUCAAGACUACCGUUGUCGAGAAGCCAGCACCAAAGUCUGCUCUCAAGAAGACAGAGACUACCGCUACCACGACCAAGGCUAAGAAGGAGACCAAGGAGGAUGCACCUGUCGCCGCAACUGCCAGAACCACCAGAUCAACAAGAAAGCGUGCCGAGGAUUUCCUGGAGCCGGAAGAGAAGAUUGUGAAGAAGACGACUGUCAAGACUGCCCCUGGAAAAGUCGAGAAGACUACCGUUAUCGAGGCUGCAAAGCCCGAGAGCGCUUCAUCAAAGGUCUCAAAGGCAAAGGCAAAGGCUGGCCCCAAGCCUGUUGUUGAGGAGGAGGAAAUUGCUCUCGCCAACGAGUCAGACAGCGAGGCCGAGGCCGAAGAGGACGACCAGACUGCCGCUUUACUUGCAGGCUUUGAGAGCAGUGACGACGAGAACGACCCGCAAGACGAUGGCAUUGCCCUGGAAAAGCUCCCUGCUGUGCCCAACAUGAAGGAGGUCCGCAAGCAGUUGAAGGAAGCCCAGCAAGACGACGAGAACACACCCGGGGUCAUCUACAUUGGACGUCUGCCGCACGGUUUCUUCGAGGCGCAAAUGCGCGAGUACUUCAGCCAAUUCGGCGACAUCACCCACUUGAGAAUGGCACGCAACAAACUCACCGGUCGCUCCAAGCACUACGCUUUCAUCGAGUUCGGAUCUGCCGCAGUCGCCGAGAUUGUAGCCAAGACCAUGGACAAGUACUUGCUUUUCGGCCAUCUUCUGCAGGUCAGACGUAUCCCCGCCGAGCAAGUCCACGAGAAGCUAUGGAAGGGCGAGGGUGGAAGAUUCAAGGUCAUGCCGCGCAACAAGAUUGAGGGCGGUAUGCUGAAGAGAGGUACCACAAGAGAGGGCUGGGAGAAGAGAAUCGAGAGAGAGACUGAGGCCAGAAGCAAGAAGGCUGCACAACUCAAGGAGUUGGGAUACGACUUUGACAUGCCCGCUCUCCGCGAUGUCAAGGAGGUUCCCACCAAGGAGACACGUGAGGCUGAAGCCGCACCUCUGAUCACCAGCGCCGACGUGACUGCUGUCUUGAACAAGCAAGAAGAGCAACCUGAGGUCAAGCAGACCAAGAAGGCGGCACCUGCAGAAAAGGCAGGCGCCAAACGUGUUAAGAGCAAGGCAGACGGCAAGAAGGGAUCAAAGAAGGCAAAGGUUUCGGCAUAG
Aureobasidium subglaciale EXF-2481 is the source of this 1260-nucleotide messenger RNA. RefSeq lists its product as uncharacterized. Gene Ontology annotation, molecular function: RNA binding. Gene Ontology annotation, cellular component: nucleolus. Bases 1 to 1260 code for a protein of 419 amino acids. The record is from RefSeq and is a predicted model, not a curated record. Gene Ontology annotation, biological process: maturation of LSU-rRNA from tricistronic rRNA transcript (SSU-rRNA, 5.8S rRNA, LSU-rRNA). The transcript has 3 exons. NCBI's taxonomy places the organism in Eukaryota, Fungi, Ascomycota, Dothideomycetes, Dothideales, Saccotheciaceae.